This is a messenger RNA of Malurus melanocephalus (red-backed fairy wren), 4238 nucleotides long. RefSeq names its product translation initiation factor IF-2-like. The record is from RefSeq and is a predicted model, not a curated record. The transcript has 4 exons. The coding region runs from base 1 to 1365 and encodes 454 amino acids. NCBI's taxonomy places the organism in Eukaryota, Metazoa, Chordata, Aves, Passeriformes, Maluridae.
AUGUCGAGACAGAAGGCAGCAGCCCGCCUCAAACCACACACCACCCUCGCUCCUUCCGAGCCUGCCGGGCGAUCAGGGAGCCUUCCCUUCCGAGCAAUCCCAAAACAUAAGGGAAGCGUAGUCGCUGCUCGCCUCGGGCUGCCGGGCAUUGGACUGUGCGCGGCGAGGACGUGGGAGCCGCUGCCUCUCUCCCUGUCUCCCUGUCUCCCGCCGCUGACGCUCCGUCUCCCGCCGCCCGCCCGCUGCCCCCGGGACGCGGCUCCGCCGGCGGAGGCGGAGACAAAGCGCGGACUGGAGCAGGCGGACGGGAGGGCGCGCCCCGCUCCCCGCCCCGCCCCGCCCCUCCCGCCGCCACGGGCGGGGCACGCGCGCGCAAGCACCGCCCCUCGGAGGCGGGCCCGGGGCGGGCCCGGGGGAGCCGUGAGGGACCCCGGGUGGGCGGGGGCGGUGCGGAGCGGGCCGGGGAGUGGGGCUGUUGGCGGCGCAGCGGCAGCUCGGGCCCCGUGCCGGGCGUCACCGGGCUUAUGUGGAGCAGGUGUCUGCGGAGGGCACCCGCCGCCCCCCGUCCACUCGGAGCUGUCGCCGCCUCCGAGCAUCACACUCGUUCCGCGCCGGCGGGAGGCGGAGAGGCGGCGAGGGGCUCGGAGAUGCCCGCGGGCGGACGGAGUGUGCCGCACCGCCCGCGACAGCACGGUGCGGGACAGGGGCGGCCGGCCGCAGCCUCCCGAAGGACUCGCCCCUUCUCCGCGGUAUCCGGGGCCGCUGCGAGCCCCGCGCAUGGGGCCGGGACGGGCYGUGCUCCUGUGGGCGCAUCCCCCGGGUCCCCGGGGGGAGCGCGGCUGGGGCUGCAGCUGGCGGCUGGCCGUCCGCUUGYAGCCUUUCCCCCUUGCCACCGCUUCAAUCGUGCCUCGGUGGUCGCUAGCUCCGCUAAUCCCUGUCUCGGAGCCGAUCCAGCCGGGAGCAGGAGCAAGGGGCGCUAAUGCAUUAAUCCCCUGUCUCCGUCCCCGCCGAGGCCCCCCGCCGCUGCCGCCGGCGGUAAUCCCCCCGGCUCGGCCGCGGGGUGGUGCGGGGGCUGCGCCGGGCACCGCUCCCCGCCCGCCGCGCUCCCGGGACAGCAUUCCCGCGGGGGGAGGCGCGGAGCCUCCGCCGGGCCACGGACCCCGCCGGGGCCGGUGCUCAGACCGUGGCCGCCCCUGCAUCCUGCCCUCCGCGCCUUUGAGCUUUCCGCUCUCCCCGUGUCCCACUCCUCCUGCGCCCCGCUGGCUUCUCAGAGCAUCAGGGCUGGGACGGACAGGCUGCGGGUGGGGGCUACGCWACAAACCCUACAAAAUAGCUCAAAGUCGCUGCAGCGGUAGAGUGCGGUGACAGAGKCAGGAAUUCUUGGUGAGGUCUCCAUGGAGCUGUGCAUUUUAAAAGCCCUAUCUGAACAAUUCACACAAGCUAUACAGAAUUUCUUCAGCUCCUUCCAACCCCUCUGCAAGUGGGUGGAAGAAGGGGRUUGCAACUGACAAACUGAAAAGAAGAAGGAGGACAGAGGAGAAAAGAGGAGCCAGGAUAAAAUGGAAGAGCUUGGAAGACAACUCCAGCUGAGAUUUGUGACUGUGCAACAGUCAAGAAAGAAGGAAACAGGAGAGAAGGGCAAGAAGGAGGGAAACCAGAGAGAAGUGAUGGGGAAAGAGUGGAAAGCAAAUAAUCUCUUAUGUGCUGCAGGAGAUUAGCAAGAUAAACUAAAGCAGUGAAGGAAGAAUGGGACUGGUUAGACCUUGACCAACCAAUGGACCUUGACCAUUGAGCAGCUGAUUGAAAAUUAUCUUUUCAGUCAGAUUUCAUCCUUCRAUUCUGAAAGACUGCUGAAUUAAAACAAGAAGAAAUGGGAGAUUGAAUUGCUCUAUGUUUAUACGUGCUUUUAAAUAGCGUAAAUUUUUGUACAUACUAAAGGAAGAAUUGAUGUCAAACACAUUGUGGCCUGCUAAGAUACAGAAGAGUGACUGAAAAUGUGUUGAAAAACAUGACAAAGUCUUUGGGAAGAAGCUGUGUCCUCCUUUUGGCACAGCGGUUUUCAUGAGUGUCAGUCACCUCUAACACAGCCUGAUGAUCUCUGGACCCAAAUCUGUGUGGAAAAAAGUGACACAGGAUAACCAAAAAAUAACAGUGCUAUGGGACAUGGGAUCUGUCUAGAAAGGGACCAGCUUGGCAGUCAUCAUCUCUGGGUGUGCUGGAUGGAGUUUGGCUCCUCUUGUCUCACAGCUGUGAGCAAAGUGAAAUCAGCAGGUGAAAGGAAAUGCGUCUCUCUCUCAUCCUCUCUGUGCACCUUAMCUCACCAAAGCUGAGUUAAUCUCCCUGGUCUCUCACAGAGAAGAGCACAAAUUUGUUUGUCUCAAAUGGAAAACAUGGGAUGAGCCAUAAAUUUGUAGCACAGUGUGGUUUUUUUUGGAUUACAGUGGGGAGUUGAUGGGGUCUCCUGAGUGAUUUCUGAGAAUGCUGUCUAGCAAAGAUAUUCUUCAGGAAAAAGAGCAGAAAUUGAUAUUUUCCUCUGCUUGUCCGUAAUCCCUUUUGCAAAGAGAACAGAUCAGAUGGUGUUUCUAGCCCUAGUUCCAUUGACUGGUCUAGAAGGGGCUCUCUUUUGGCUUUUUCCUUUAUUAGAUGAAGGAAAGUAAUAGUAAGAAUUCUGGAAACACAUAACCAGUAGUCUGGAUUUUUCUGGAUCAUUAUCUGUAGUSUGCUAAUUCAAAAAGGUUUUGCUCAACAAGAAGUUGCACUGAAGCUCAUACAGAAAGGUGAGGAGUUGGAUGUGUCUUACUCUGCRCUGAUAGCCUCUGGCCCAUCURAGGAUGAUGAUGAUGAGAGGAGCAGCCCCUCCCUUCCUCCCUCCUUCCAGGCUGGAGUUUCCUGGUGAUUGUUGGAGCUGAAAAGCAUUUGCUAAUGAGGCCUGCACUAUUAGCAGGGAACAAGGGAAGGAGAGUGGAGACUUCCUGUGUUUGCUCAUUCCUGGCAAUCAUUACCUAGCUGCUGCUCCCAACUGUGACUCUCCCAGGUAAAUCACAGCCUAGACAUUCCAGUCCUGCCUGAGUUUCAGUCACUCUGCUGCCCUGAUAUUAGUGCAAAAAUUGAGAGGAAGUGAGUAAAAGCCAUUUGGAAGAUUAGUCACUGUUUCAACAAAAAGCACAAGAGACCAGGCAGACACUGACUGCUGGGAGAAGUCUGUUUAACUCACUGUGAAAAAGGGUUUUCCACUGUUUGAAACUGCAUAUUUGAUUUCUGACUCAAAUCGUUGUUCUUUCCAUAAACCACCACACCAAACUUUUUACCAGUCUUUUAGAGUGUGCUUACCAGGGCAUGUGUGGAAGUUUAGUAGAUAAAGAAUACCUCAUGGUUGGAGAAGUCCAAGACUAUGCAUAAAGGAGAAGAAAUGUGGAGGAAAACAUCAGCUUGCAUGCAAUAAACCACAGGCAUCCUCGUUUAUGUGCCAUCAGUAAUGAAACUCCCACUAGCUGAAAAACAAAUUAACAUGUUAUUGCCCAGGGUAUCAUUUAUAGCAAUAUUCUUAGUGACUAACUCUUUAUUUGGUCUGUCCUGAAGACAACAUUGUUCCUCAUUUUUGGCAAGAAUUUCCUGUGGAUUCUUGGAMUGUACCUUCAACUCUGUGUGGAAUAUGCAUUACUGUUCACAGAAAAUCAGCAGAAAACAUAUGUGCAUUUUAAUAUCUACAUGUACACUAUGUCAAAGACACAAAUAAAACUUGAUGCAAGAGUAUUAAAUUUUUGCUUGGGCCUGUGUUCAAUUGAAAUCUUUAUGUUGGAUGGUUAAAUAAAAAUCAAAGUAUAUUUGUAAACAUGCUGUGUUUGAUGUGGGCUAAAGUGCUCAGAGAAAAUAAGUGGACUUAGAGAAGUCUUUGGGAGUUUUGUCACUGAGUUUCAUGGGACCUGAACAUUGCUCAAAAGACAAAGUCAUCAACAUUUACCAGUUGGUAACCAUGCCUUUGUGAAAACAGAAAACUGGGAAAACCGUAAGUGUAAAAUAGAAUAAAAAAAAAUCCCGAGAUGUUAAACUGUAAAGUCUGGUUCAAAUCCUGGUCUCACUUGAAUCAGUGGCCAAACUGUAGCUGACCUCAGUGUAGUGAGACAGCAGUUUUCAAGUUCAAAUCCUGAUUUUGGUGUUGUCUUCGUGUAUGCCAAGUAAAAYAUACAAACAUCACCUUUCGCUGCAAUCUACUUCAUGCUAAUUAAAUUAAUAUAUUA